Otolemur garnettii (small-eared galago) is the source of this 1347-nucleotide messenger RNA. RefSeq names its product amidohydrolase domain containing 2 (gene AMDHD2). Gene Ontology annotation, biological process: N-acetylglucosamine catabolic process. NCBI's taxonomy places the organism in Eukaryota, Metazoa, Chordata, Mammalia, Primates, Galagidae. The annotation marks the transcript as partial. The record is from RefSeq and is a predicted model, not a curated record. The transcript is spliced from 10 exons. Gene Ontology annotation, molecular function: N-acetylglucosamine-6-phosphate deacetylase activity.
GGCGGCGAUCCGAGCGCCCGCCGCUCCGUCUGCAGGGAAGAUCUGUGGGUGCGCGGGGGCCGCAUCCUGGAUCCGGAGAAACUGUUCUUCGAGGAACGGCGCGUGGCCGAUGAACAGCGGGACUGCGGGGGCCGCAUCCUGGCGCCCGGCUUCAUUGACGUGCAGAUCAACGGUGGAUUUGGCGUUGACUUCUCCCAGGCCACGGAGGACGCGGGUUCGGGGGUUGCCCUGGUGGCCCGGAAGAUCCUGUCGCACGGUGUCACUUCCUUCUGUCCUACCCUGGUUACUUCCCCGCCGGAGGUUUAUCACAAGGUCCUUCCUCAGAUCCCUGUGACGCGUGGUGGUCCCCAUGGGGCAGGGGUCCUCGGGCUGCACCUGGAGGGUCCAUUCAUCAGUUGGGAGAAGCGGGGUGCACACCCUGAGGCCCACCUCCGCUCCUUUGAGGCUAACGCCUUCCGUGAUAUGCUGGCCAUCUAUGGGUCCCUGGACAAUGUCCGAAUUGUGACACUAGCCCCUGAGCUGGGCCGCAGCCUCGAGGUGAUCCAGGAGCUGACAUCCCGUGGCAUCUGUGUAUCCCUAGGGCACUCAGUGGCUGACCUGCGGGCGGCAGAGGCAGCGGUACAGAGUGGAGCCACCUUCAUCACUCACCUCUUCAAUGCCAUGCUGCCUUUCCACCACCGUGACCCAGGCAUUGUGGGGCUCUUGACCAGUGAUCGGCUGCCCCCAGGCCGCAGUAUCUUCUACGGGAUGAUAGCUGAUGGCAUGCAUACCAACCCUGCUGCCCUGCGCAUUGCCCACCGGGCCCAUCCCAAGGGACUGGUGCUGGUCACCGAUGCCAUCCCUGCCCUGGGCCUGGGCAAUGGCCGACACACACUAGGGCAGCAGGAGGUGGAGGUGGAUGGGCUGACAGCCUAUGUGGCAGGCACCAAGACGCUGAGUGGCAGCAUAGCCCCAAUGGAUGUCUGUGUCCGGCACUUCCUACAGGCCACAGGCUGCAGUGUGGAGUCAGCCCUGGAGGCUGCAUCCCUGCACCCUGCCCAGCUGCUGGGGCUGGAGAAAUAUAAAGGAACCCUGGACUUUGGAGCUGAUGCAGACUUCGUGGUGCUCGAUGAUUCCCUCCAUGUCUGGGCCACCUACAUCUCGGGUGAGCUGGUGUGGCAGGCGGAGGAGGCCAGGCAAUGAUGAAAACUUCAGCUGGAGAGAACAUCUGGCCUCUGCUGUACACUGUUGAGUCAGGCAGUCGGGACGCUGGCCUCUGGAGAGCGAGUAUGGUCUUGUCCCAGGCUGACACCCAUGGCCCAUGUGGCCAGCUUGGAGGGGACUGGAUAAACUCAUGCUCAGCAGGAA